Molecule: messenger RNA, 1349 nt
Organism: Aphanomyces invadans
Lineage: Eukaryota; Oomycota; Saprolegniomycetes; Saprolegniales; Verrucalvaceae
Exons: 8
Coding region: 17-1207 (396 amino acids)
Biological process (GO): cytokine production; positive regulation of transcription by RNA polymerase II
Molecular function (GO): protein binding
Source: RefSeq, a predicted model, not a curated record
CGGCAUUCCAUGGACCAUGGACCAUCCUGACGACUUGUACGUGCCGACGUAUGAUGUGCAGAAGUCGGUCGCACACUUGCUCGACUCGAGCAGCGACGACGAUGGAGACGUACACAACGUGACACCAAUCAAGCGGAGGCGGGUGGACCAGCGACCACUGCAGCUGUCAAGGGCUGCGGCAAGUCGGGGUGUCGCUCGCCGUAUAUCAACUGGCAGCGACGAGUCAUCACCUCCACGACAAUCUGCAACAGCGCCUACCAAUGUCAUUGUUCUGAGCUCCGACGAAGACGAUGACAACGACGUCGAGAUGUUGCGUCAGGUCGCGAACGACCCCGAAGCGAUUCGCUUCAAAGAACUCGCGAUGCGGUCGGCUGCGGCCGCGGCUGCAGUUAUAUCUCUCGAUUCUGAUGACGAAGGCGUCGUGCAACAUGUCAAGCCGGCAUCUUCAUCCGCCAAGGCAUCGACCAUUCCGUUGACCGUGCAAUGGAGGUCACGGGCAGGCGCCAUAGAGACCGAAGCCUUCACUCUACGUCACACGGACUCUUUUCAAGCUGUGCUCGAUGCGGUGUGUGCAAAGCUGCAUGUACCCCUCGACGCCAUCAACAUGACGUUUGACGGGUCUCCGGUCCUUCCAUGCGACACCCCAGAGACCAAAGACGUCGAAGUUGGUGACCAACUUGAUGUUGUUGUGAAUUGGGACAAGGUGAAGCCUCCGCAGGCCGCUGCCAACGCCGUUCGUGUGCGCAUCCAGCGCACCGGGUCCAAGAAAAUACAAGUGUUUACGAUCGCUCCAGAGAUGCCCGUGAAGAAGCUCCUGGAAUCCUAUUCCGCUGUGCACAGCCUGCCAUCCAAUGCCGUGGUGCUCAAACUAUAUGGAGAAGUCUUGCGGGAAGACGCCACGAUCGAGUCGUACAUGUUGGACGGCAACGAUGUGCUUGCCGCGGAGACGUCGGAAGCGGCAGAGAUUGCCGACGACGACUUGAAUUCGGUGCCAAUCACCCUCCGUUUUUCCAACGGCGAAACAGAGAUUCACCACAUAGCAUUGGCAGCCAAAGUCGAAACGUUGGUGGUCAGAGUGAGCCGAAAGCGCCACGUCGAGCCAGCGCAGAUCAAGUUGGUCGUUGAUGGCGAAGUUAUGAACCCGCAGCAUCCCUUUCAUGCGUACGACUUGGAGGGCGAAGAGAUUAUUGAUGUCAAGCUCACGUAACAAGAAACGUCGACGAAACUUUGGUGUCCUUGACGCAGUGUUGGAGUUUGAUUCACAAGAGUGAAAGUGGCCUGAUCGUCAGCAGGUCGCCCCACCUGUCAUGGAGUCCAAGUGCACACCCUUGAAUGUUCUCGUUCACUGG